UCUCUCUUUCCAUAUCUUCAAUCUUCUUCUACCACCGCUCACUCUAUACAAUUUACACCCUUUUCCUAAUUUUCCUUCAUUUUCUUAUUCAAUCUUGGCGCUCUUUCUUUAUCACCCGCUCUAACUUCGGAUGCAAAUUUCCCUUCCAUUUUAUUCUUUCCUUCCCCCUUUCUGCCUUGGUUCCGGAUUGUAUUGGGAUUAGAUGUUGGGUAUGAAUUAAUUUGCGUGGUAUCAGCACUCCCUACCGUUACCAUUCUCAGUCCCUACCCGGAAAAUUCAAGCUUGAUUUUCUUGGAACAUUCAGAAUGGAUUUUGAGGAAAACUGUGGAUGUCAUGUCUAUGUCAUGUUGAGCUGAUUUUAUCCAGCUUUUGUCAUCUCUAGUAAUUGACACGACUAGGAAAAGCUGAAAAAAAUCAAUUACAUUGAAGAAAGGGAGAUUCCUCCCCUUAUUGUUCAAAAUAAGCACAGAUUACUUGCUUCCUGAACAAGAAACGGCCUGUCGUGGAUAAUCAUCUGAAACGGAUGAAAAGGGGUUAUUAUGUCUGAGUUGAUUGACCGCCUCCCAGACGCGGUUGCCCUUAGGUGCCUUGCACGUGUGCCCUUCCACCUCUAUCCAAAGUUGGAGCUUGUUUCUCACUCCUGGCAAGCUGCCAUUCACAGUGCUGAACUAUACAGAGUCCGACAGGAGAUUGGAUCAUCAGAAGAUCUAUUAUGCGUAUGUGCAUUCGAACCUGAGAAUCUAUGGCAGCUCUAUGAUCCCCUCGGAGACCUUUGGAUGACAAUUCCUGUAUUACCAUCGAAAAUUAGGCAUCUUGCACGCUUUGGUGCUGUGUCCACUGCUGGAAAGUUGUUUGUGCUUGGUGGUGGCAGUGAUUCUGUUGAUCCGGUAACCGGAGAUCAAGAUAGGAACUUUGCCACCAAUGAGGUGUGGUCUUAUGAUCCUGUAAUACGCCGGUGGUCUCAAUGUGCAUCAAUGCUUGUACCCCGUGCCAUGUUUGCAUGCUGUGUUUUGGAUGGAAAGAUUGUUGUUGCAGGUGGUUUUACUAGCUGCAGAAAAUCAAUUUCUCAGGCAGAAAUGUACGAUCCUGAUAAAGAUGCUUGGAUUCCUCUGCCUGACCUACACCACACUCACCAUUCUGCUUGCACAGGGGUUGUGAUUGGAGGGAAGUUGCACGUCCUGCACAAGGGAUUAUCAACUGUGCAAAUUUUCGAGAAUACGCGGCCUGGAUGGAGAGUUGAAGAUUAUGGUUGGCUUCAAGGUCCAAUGACCGUUGUCCGGGGUUCACUCUAUGUGAUGAGCCAUGGACAUAUUUUCAAGCACGAUGGAGAAGCUAAGAAGGUUGUUAUUUCAGCAUCUGAAUUUCGCCAACGAAUUGGGUUUGCGAUGAUGAGUUUGAGAGAUGAAAUUUACGUGAUUGGAGGAGAUAUCGGUCCCGACCGUUUGAAUUGGGACGUCAAGCCAACAUCUGAUGUUGACAUAUUGACAACAGGAGGUGAGAGGCCAACAUGGCGACAGGCAACAUCAAUGACCAGAUGCCAUGGGGCUAUUCGGGGAUGUGCUCAGUUGAGAAUUUAGGAUUCCAUUCUGUUGCUACCUUGUCACUUGCUUUGUGUUUGCCUCAUAACCCCUCCUAUUGCCUUUUCUGGUGGCUGCCUCUUUUUGUAAUCUUGUGAUGUUCAUUCUUGGGGUAUGUUGAUGAUUCUCCUGGAAAAUUGGAUAUCAUUGGAACUGUGUAACAUUCUGAGGUGGUACAUGAAUAUUAUGAAUGAUUUGUUAGCACCCA
Cucurbita pepo subsp. pepo (vegetable marrow) is the source of this 1785-nucleotide messenger RNA. Its product is annotated as F-box/kelch-repeat protein SKIP30. Lineage: Eukaryota; Viridiplantae; Streptophyta; Magnoliopsida; Cucurbitales; Cucurbitaceae. The record is from RefSeq and is a predicted model, not a curated record. Gene Ontology annotation, molecular function: protein binding.